CAUUCCCACGGCCCAAACCAAACACCGACCCGCACGUCUCCUCCUCCUCCCCUUUCCGGCUCUCCCCAGCUCAAUCAACCCUUCCGGCCUUCCCCUCCCCUCCUCCACGCCGACCACUCCCCUCCUCAUCGCCGCCGAUCACUCUCCCCACAACCGCAUCGAUCCAAAGCUCGCUCUAGGUUAUCCGCCCGUCCGCUUCCCGGGGCUCCACCGGCCCGGCUCGAUUCGCGCCGGGGGUGGCUGCUCCGUGCUCUGAGCCACCCGUCGCCGCUGUAGCCCGCUGCUGCGGGGAGUGCUCCUCUGUUGGCUGCCGCUGGUGUAGGGGUCCAGGGUUUUGUCUUCGCCAGGCGGAGGGCGCAUGGGGAUGGUGCCCAACGGGCUCCUGCCGAAUGCGUCCACCGGGGUGACCCGGCGGCUCGACCCCGAGCGCUGGGCGGUCGCGGAGGGCCGCACUGCUGAGCUGAUCGCGCGCAUCCAGCCCAACGCACACUCCGAGGGUCGGAGACUGGCCGUGUACCACUACGUGCAGCGGCUCAUAAUGAACUGCCUCUCGUGCCAGGUUUUUACCUUCGGGUCAGUCCCUCUCAAGACUUACUUACCUGAUGGUGACAUUGAUGUCACUGCUUUUAGUAAUAGUGAUGAAUUAAAGGAGAUUUGGGCAAAUCUUGUCCGGGAUGCGUUGGAGCGUGAAGAGAAGAGUGGAAAUUCUGAAUUUCAUGUAAAAGAAGUCCAGUAUAUUCAGGCAGAGGUCAAGAUUAUUAAGUGUCUUGUGGAAAACAUUGCUGUCGACAUCUCAUUUAAUCAAGUUGGUGGACUAUGUACACUUUGUUUUCUUGAAGAGAUCGACAACUUGAUCAGUCGAAAUCAUUUGUUCAAGCGGAGUAUCAUAUUGAUAAAGGCAUGGUGUUACUUUGAAAGUCGUAUUCUUGGAGCUCACCAUGGUCUUAUAUCUACUUACGCAUUGGAGACGUUGGUUCUGUACAUAUUUCAUAUAUUCAACAAUUCUUUUACUGGACCUCUUGAGGUUAUGUAUCGUUUCUUAGAAUUUUUCAGCAACUUUGAUUGGGAGAAAUUUUGUUUGAGCUUGCGGGGCCCAGUUCCUAUAAGUUCACUUCCAGAUAUGACUGCGGAACCUCCGCGGAUGGACAGUGGUGAAUUGUUGCUGGACAAGUCCUUCCUGGAUACCUGUAGCACUGCAUAUGGAGUUGUGCCUCGCACCCAGGAGAAUCAGGGUCGACCAUUUGUUUCCAAACACUUCAAUAUUAUUGAUCCUUUACGUGCAAACAACAAUCUCGGAAGAAGUGUCAGCAAAGGCAAUUUCUUUAGAAUACGCAGUGCUUUUGCAUAUGGAGCGAAAAGGCUGGGAAAGUUACUUGAAUGUCCAAAAGAAGAUUUAAUUACUGAAUUGAAUCAGUUCUUCACAAAUACAUGGAUAAGACAUGGGAGUGGAAAUCGUCCUGAUGUGCAGCCUCUGAAAGUUGUUCCUUCUGUAGCGUCGAACAGUGACAGCAACCACAACACCAAAUCUUCACAGGAUGAAUCAGUGUCUUCCUUGAGCAGUUCAUCUCACCCUAGUGCAAAGGCAGUUUCUGACUCAAAUAGUGUUUCGAGCAGCUAUCGUGAAGAUAAUGGUUGUGUGAUGAACGAAGAACUUCCUUCUGUCUCUGAAUCAUCAGAUAUGCGCCAUGAUGAACAAGUUCUGGCCAAUUUAAUGGAUUCCGUGAAGUUGCAUGGAUCCAAUGAACAGAUUCAAUUGCCAAUGCAAAUAUCUUCUCAUCUGUCUGUAGCACAUUCCCCUUUAUUGGCUCCAAUAGCUUUUUCACAAAAGCACUUGGCUGGGGUUCAACCACCUAACUUAGUUGGGGCACCAUGGUUGCCCAAUAUGCAGUUCCUCCAUGGAUUUGUUACACCAACCCAAUACAUACACAAUCCAAAUUUGGCACCAAAUGUUGAAGAUGGCAGUGAGAAUGAGAAGCCUAUUACAUCGGAUGCAAACCAUGAUACUGACAAAACUUGGCAUCAGUAUGGUAUUGGAUAUUCUAGACAAUUUGAUCCUGAAGUGAGAGAUCCUCGCAUCUAUGAUAUUGAUGGGAAGGAACGUCCUUCUUUUCCUAAUGGUGUACACGGUGCCCCCUUGGAAAGGCAUAUGGAAUUCACUCAUGAGAAUAAUGGUGCAGAUGAUGAAACCUAUAACAGCAUGUUCCAGAAUCAAACAAGUAGAGAAGGCAAUGUAGAUUACUCUAAGAGGAGUGGUUGUGUGAACGCUUCGCAUGGCAGUUCAUCCAGAGGCAAAGCUCUGGAUGCUAGUUCAUGGGAUGAAGUUUCUGUAAAUACAACAAGGUCAUCAAGAAACAAAUGGGGAAAAGAACCUGGCUUUGCGGCACCGGCCACAUCCACACAUAGCAAGACUGGUGGGCAGAUGGGAAAUGCCAAUGAUCAUCUCCCAACUGAAGUUGACGAUGGCCCUAGAAAUGGGACACUGGUACCAAUCAUUAAUGAAACUUCUGAGAUAGUAGCAGGGUCCGAUUCUUUUUCAACACAAACAAGAACUAGUGCACCUUUUCUUUUUGGUUCGCCACAUCAGAGGCAAGCUGAUAACUCUGGACUGACUUUUGUUCCAACAGGCACACCAGUUCCUUUUGCUGUCCUCCCAUUUAUUCCAGGGAAUAGCAAUGGUUCUGGUCCCCAGUUUGAGAAAAGCGAUGGAAUUGAUCAGCUUUCUGCCAAAAUUGCAGGUCAAAAUUUCUGUUUGCUUAGUGAUGUUCACCAACCAGAUUCUGGUGCUACCUCUACAGCAUCAAUCAGUACUAUGACUGAGCCAUCUGGGGAACACAAGCCUGACAUCUUGAAAGGUGAUCUCGUUAACCAUCGGCACAAUCUUCAGUAUGCGCGACUCUGUCAGAAUGCUCGUUCCAUGGGUCCUGUUCUAUACCCUUUUCCGGUACCACCAAUGUAUUUGCAGGGCCAUGCGCCAUGGGAUGGGCCUGGAGGACCAGUUGCACCAAAUGUUAACUGGACACAAAUGAUUGGUCCUGGUCAACGAGUACUUCCUGUGAUGCCUCUGCAACCUGCUGCGGAAAGAGGUACUGGCGUUUUCCAGCACUAUGGAGAAGAUGCACCCAGAUACCGUGGAGGCACAGGAACGUACUUGCCAAAUCCUAAGGUUCCAUUUAGGGACCGGCACUCAAAUUCAAGAAACUACAGAGGAGGUUAUAAUGGUGACAGGAGUGACUACAGUGAUAAGGAAGGAAGCUGGAUAAACUCAACACAACGAAAUCCAAAUCGCAGCUAUGGACGUAGCCAGUCGGAGAGGUCUGGCAUGAGGUCUGAUAGACAGGCCAAUGAUGAGAGUCAAUCUGAUAGGCAACGGCGAACUUACAGAAAUGACUCAUACAGGCAUGAGGCGAGCUCUCAAUAUCUUGUGCAGGGCCAAUCUUUUGGAUCCGCAAGCUCUAUGCGCAAACCAGGGAACAUUGCACAUGGGGUUUACACACCACAAUCAACAGCUUCAAAUGGUGCUGGUGCUUUAUCUGGCCCUCCAGGACCACCAUUUUUUAUGAUGUACUCGUAUGAAUCUGGCGCAAAUCAUGGUCCAUCCACAUCUGAACCAAUUGAAUUUGGUUCUCUUGGGCCACUUCCUGCAGAAAAUGGUGAUGACAUACCACGGUCCACGCGCCAAGUAAUGCCUAAUGGGUUUUAUGGGCAAAGGCGUGGUCCAUAUAGGGGUGGUUCCUCUCAUUCCUCUCCUGAUCAACCGUCUUCACCUCAGCCUCGCAGACAAUGAGGCACCGCUGGAAGGUCAAAUUCGUUAUGUUCUCAUGAGUUGAGAAAUCCGGCACACGAAAUGAAAGUGCUGCUAUGUGCAGAUUUGAUAGGGUAGUUGAAUGAUGGCAUGGUCACUUGGUUCUGGCAUUGAAGCCCUGAGAUAGCAAUAUUUUGCUCUGACACUCGUGACCAUGUCCUGCAUGAGUUCAGACGGUUGAGGCCAUCAGCAGCCAACAACAAAAGCAUGUGCCCUAGCUGGUUUUUAUGGUGCUGUCUGAUAUUUCACAAGCACUAAAUAGUGAAUACCAUCAAAAGUAUGGUGUUUUCUGAUAUCUCACAAGCAUUGGAAUAGCGGAUAGCAUGAAAAGAGACAUCAUCAUCGGCAGAUUAUUUUACCGGUCGCUUAUGAACUUUCCUGGAACCGAAGCAACGAUCUUCAGAACAAAUCGUGGAACUGUGAAGCCCAGAAAUCCAGAAUAUAUAUCUUCAUGCAGAAAUCAGAAUUGAACUAAGAUUAUGAGCAAGGAUGAAUUGAGUUCUGACCUUCUCAAGGAUAUGUUAUUAGGUUGAAUGGAACCGGAACAAGCAUUUCUUCGUCAAAAUCAAAUACAAUCUUGAAAAAGCAUUGGGUUUUACUACAAUUAUCGGGGCAUUAUAUGGCCAUGUGUAACUGAAAGGUAAUAAAGAGUUCUCGUUUCUAGGUAGGAUCAAGAUCAUGUAACACAUACAGCAAACUCUUCACUUAAGUGUGCUAGGAGUUAGGUGAAUCCUAGAUUACCAAUUCUCGUGGUGUUUCUAGCUGGAGGGACAUGGACUCCAGGAUACUCUCACGCACGAGUAAAAAAAAUGAUCGUCUUUAUCGUCCUCUGUUCCAUAUGUGCGGUGCGUUCAAUGUAUUGGGAUUCCCGCAUAUUUCCCUGCCUGGGCAUUCUGAUGGUGUGCUGUAUCGGGUAUACAGAGAUGUUGGCGUA
This is a messenger RNA of Setaria italica (foxtail millet), 4736 nucleotides long. RefSeq lists its product as uncharacterized. Lineage: Eukaryota; Viridiplantae; Streptophyta; Magnoliopsida; Poales; Poaceae. The transcript is spliced from 10 exons. The coding region runs from base 359 to 3784 and encodes 1141 amino acids. The record is from RefSeq and is a predicted model, not a curated record.